ACACACUGAUCUGCAAUUACCCUGUGUGUGUGUGUGUGUGUGUGUGAGAGAGAGAGAGAGAGAGAACGGGAGCACAUGUUUAUGCGUGGAUGUGUGCGUGCGCGCGCGCGCGCGUGUGUGUGUGUGACAGAGGGGAUGUGUGAGCGUGUGCAUGCGAGUGUGUGUGCUAAAGGCAGAUCUCCAAGCAGAGAGGAUUUCGUCGGCUCCUCUUUCCACUCAUCGGCUCAAGCAGCAACCUGACCACCUGGACCGCCUGCCUGCCUGGAGCACAGUUUAGCGGAGGAAGCAUCGUUGAUCGGCAGAAUGGAAUGCAUCAGGAGCGUGGAAGGAGAACCUCUCUCUUGGACCUGCACUCCAUAGCAACCUCCUGGAGGCUGGGGUAUGUUCCCAAUCCAUCAGCUCUGCUGCCUCCGUUUCCAGCCACAUGGGCCAAAUCUGCACUCAUCUGAACUCACCUGCUCUCCUCCUGUGAAGGCAAGGCAGAGCACUUCCAGUCAGAAGAUACUGGACAUUGAGUAGGACGGAGUCUCUGCCAACAUGGAGGCAGACCCAAAACGAUGCUUGAAAAUGAGGUAACCAGAUGUAUCGAGACAAAUCUAUGGCAUUGUUCAAACUCUAAGCUAAAUAUCAAGCUUAAACUCCAUCAUCAUGCCAUUAUACUAAUAAUACAGACUCGGUUAAGCCCUCUACUUGGGCUUGUCUCAGGUAAAGGAGGAUGGGUGAUAGGCCCAUGAAUGUAAUUUUUGACCAACCUCCUCAUCCCAUCCUCACAUGGAUCCUUCUGCCUCCCUCCACACGCCGAGGAACCUCACAAGCCACGGUCAGCUCAAUAGUGGCUGGGCCAAUGGCUCAGGAGUGUCUCUAACCAAUGAUGGAACUCUCUUCCACAUGCUGGCCCUCUGCACCAUGGUCUUGAUGGACAUCCUGGCUGUGGUAGGCAAUCUGACUAUAAUGGCAGUCAUUGCCAGGGCACCGCGCCUGCACAAGUUCAUCUUCGUCUUCCACCUGUGUCUGGUGGACCUCUUGGCUGCUUUAGUGCUAAUGCCUCUGGGGAUGUUGACAGAGCAGGCGUUCUUUAAUGAAACCGUGUGUCAGGCAUACCUAUGCUUGAGUGUUGGCCUUAUCAGCGCCACCAUCCUCACCAUCUCAGCCAUCAAUGUGGAGCGGUACUACUACAUCGUGCACCCGAUGCGCUAUGAGGUUAAAAUGACCAUUGGUCUGGUAGUAUCUGUUCUGGUUGGCAUAUGGAUCAAAGCAACACUCAUGGCUACUCUUCCUUUGCUGGGAUGGACGCUUCAGAGGGAGGAGGAAGUGCAGUCGAACCUGGUGUUGGAACCUAGAUGCUGCUCUUUGCAUUCGAUGAAUAGGGGGCCCCAUCGCUUGGUUUUUAUGCUCCUCUUUGCACUCAUAUACUUCCUCUGUCCGGUAUUUAUCAUUCUUGUGGUUUACUGUAACAUGUUCAAGGUAGCCAGAGUAGCGGCUAUGCAACCAGGUCCCGUGCCUACAUGGGUGGAGACUCCACGGCCUCGUUCGGACUCUUUAAGCAGUCGUUCCAGCACAGCAGCAAGCCUUGCAACAACUCGCAACACACCACAGAGGACAUUUGGUGGUGGUAAGGCGGCAGUUGUACUGGUGGCUGUUGGGGGUCAGUUUCUAGGCUGCUGGCUCCCCUAUUUCUCUUUUCACCUCUACUCAGCCAUUGUCGCCUCCUCUCCUGCUUCACUGGCUCAAAUAGAAGACGUGGUCACUUGGAUAGGUUACUUUUGCUUCACCUCCAAUCCCAUUUUCUAUGGCUGUCUGAACCGGCAGAUCCGUGAGGAGUUGGCAAGAAAUGUGGCAUGCGUCUUUAAGUGGGGGAGGCCACGUGACGAGGAAGAGCAGUUGCCCAGCAGAGAGGCUUCUAUCGAAGAGAACUUCCUCCAGUUCCUCCAGGGCACCGGUUGUAACCUGGGGCCCAGGAACUCACAAAGCAUCUCCGUCCCCCAGAAGGAUGAUGAGGACACUCUCUCUGCUCAUCACAGACCUUCGGUCGACUUCCACAUUCCUGGACAGAUCAUGGAAGAGACGUCAGAAUUCAUUGAUCAGCAGCAGCUGAAUGAUCUCAAUAUAACAGGCAACUGUUUCAAAACAAUGUCUGAACUGCAGGGUUAAUAUUUACAGAAUAUUUAUGGAAUAUAUGUCUUUUAUUGUUAGAAUAAUUUGUUGUGAAUUCUUUUUGAUAACCUGCCUGAUACUUUGUAUUUGGAGAUAAGGCUAAUGUUUGAUUUUUAGGAUUCAAUUUUAUGGAACGCAUUCUGGUAGAACUCCGCUUAUAUACAACAGUUGCUCUGCGUGGGACUGACAAGAAAUGAUCUCAUCACUGCAACUAGUUACUAAUCCUUUAUUUUUUCAGUCCACCAAUUAUAAGAAUAUGAGAGGUUGCCUGUUACAGGAACAAGCCAUUGCUUAAUUAGGCCUACUACUUGGCAUUAGAAGUGUGAAAUGACCCACGUGACUAUCAGAGGUGGCUUGAUGGGCCCUUGUCUAUUACAGUGUAAUGCAGGUUUACAGUUUCUACAUGUAUGAACAUGUGUAUAAACUAUGGUGUCCUACAAAGUUCCAGAUACUGAGGUUUAUGCAACUAUGGCAUAAAUGUAACAUGAACCAUGAAGUUUUUUUAAUGGAGGAAAAUAUAUGGAGUUUGGGUCUUUGGCUAUAUAAAUAGAGAAACAUUUUGAAUUGGAAAAAACACAAAACAAGCAUUGCCCUAGAAGUCACACACUUUCUACACCUUGUGACACGACAAGCACAGUAUCCUCCGGGCUUUGAGCUUUAUGAAACACCUGAUUAUCAGAAUAGUGGAAGCAUCAGAUAACUGGGUCAGACAGGGUUAGCUGGGAGCAUGGAUCACUAUAAAUGUGCUCUAAGAUCUUAUUUAGCUUUAUAAAAACAGGUCUGAAAAAGUCAAUUAAUUUUGCCUUUCAACCCACUUUCCUAGUCAGUUUCACACAUCGGAAACAAGUUACAGGUCUUAAUGAUCAAAGGAGGCCAUUUUGUUUAAACAUAGCAGUCAGGUACAAUGUGUCAGACUGGUUAGCUUCUCACAUUAAGGAGUACUGUGCUAUGAAGAAAAACAGAUCACAUGAGUAUUUGACUUGUGAUGUAUGCAGCCAUCAGCUUUGAAAAAAUCCUGCUGUUGAAAGAGUCAAACGCCAAUGAUCUUAUAAGGUGAGCAGUAUUGUAGCUUGGGUUUACUAGAGAGGUAGGGGUUCUUCUGAUUGUGAAUAGACACUGCCAAUGUCCUGUUAUUUAACGGUAAACCCAGAUCUGAUCCCUGCAGUACAGAACUGUUGAAUUAGGAGUAUCAACUUUUUGUGGCUACAGUACACAAUAAAGGCAAUACUUACACAAGUUGAUAAGUUCUUUUGCCCUCUUUUACCACUAAGCUUGAUAAUACCAUUUUCUCCCUAUGAGUCUUUUUCUUCUUAAGUAUAUUUCUUUCUUUCUAUUACUAUUCUAAUCUAUUACUAACUUUAACAAAUACAGUAGAAAAUUCUAGAGAAGCUAUUUCAAGUCCAAAAUCUCAUGGUGCUUUACACAUAAAACAAGGCAGGGGUUCCCAGACUAGGGUUCGUGACCCCACAUGGGGUUGCUUGAUUUAUGAAACGGCGUCACGAGGGAAACUCACAAUCUCCUCUUUUGUUUCAUUGAUUUAUUUUACAAAUUAAUAUUUGAAAUAUCAAAGAC
Molecule: messenger RNA, 3726 nt
Organism: Pangasianodon hypophthalmus (striped catfish)
Lineage: Eukaryota; Metazoa; Chordata; Actinopteri; Siluriformes; Pangasiidae
Gene: gpr61
Product: G protein-coupled receptor 61
Exons: 3
Coding region: 772-2151 (459 amino acids)
Biological process (GO): G protein-coupled receptor signaling pathway
Cellular component (GO): endosome; plasma membrane; signaling receptor complex
Molecular function (GO): G protein-coupled receptor activity
Source: RefSeq, a predicted model, not a curated record